Molecule: messenger RNA, 2545 nt
Organism: Notothenia coriiceps (black rockcod)
Lineage: Eukaryota; Metazoa; Chordata; Actinopteri; Perciformes; Nototheniidae
Product: partitioning defective 3 homolog B-like
Exons: 4
Coding region: 1-549 (182 amino acids)
Source: RefSeq, a predicted model, not a curated record
AUGCCGGUCAGAGCGACAGAUCCUCGGUUGGCACCACGAUAUGAAGAAGUGGAACGUCAGUACGCCUCAUUACCAAGACGAGGCCCAAUGGAUCCAGUGGACUACCCCAUUCAGCCCUGGGCAGGUCAUUACCCCGGACCCCCUCAGGCCCCACAGGGAUACCCUCAGUCCCCAUCCUACCCUAACCCUAACUCCCAGUCGGCCCCGUCCUACCCUAGCUACCCGCCUGGUCAGCCAUAUCCCCGGCAGGUCGACCCCCGGGGCGUUGACCCCCGGGGCGUUGACCCCCGGGGCGUUGACCCUGGGUACCACCCCCACCCAAGCUCUCAGCAGAGAGGCCCCUUGCGGCAGGACGUGCCCCCGUCUCCCACCCCUCCACUUCGUGGGCUGCGGUACGACACUAUGACACGUGCAACAACGGGUGGGGGUUACAGGCACAUGGUGGAUCCCGGUCCAGAACAAUAUGGCUACCCUGGGGAGGGAGGGCGACAGCAACACCAAAACCAAACCAACCCAAGACAGAAGAAUGCCAUGACAGCAGCUGUGUAGACGAAUCAGCUCCAGACAUGAGAAUGAGCAGAAUGCUAAUUGCUUUGUGAUUUGCAGCUCUUCUGCUUGCGGUACUCCAAUGACAUAGAAUUGAAACCUCUAAUUUGAAUCACUAUUAUUAUCAAACAUUCUCUACGCCGUUUGAAGUAUAUGGUAAUACACAGAAAGGUAAAGGAGGUUAAUUAUAGAGUGGUUGGCAUAAUGCAUAAUGUCUUCUUGUUUGAAGUCUUUUAAAUUGAUUUGAGCCUUCCCGCCGUAUAAAAUUAGCAAGGUUUUUUUUUUCAAUGUACUCUGAUUUAGUCGUCUCUUUCAAGAAUCAGACAGAGCCACAAAGGUAAUUGGGUCCAUUUGAAUUAAGGCGUUACAUAAAGCUCUACAUUUUCUGUAUUGCACCUCAUGGUUUUACUGCUGCCGCACAAACAGGACAAAAGAUAAUAGAUUCUAAAGUACAAUAUAGCAUUGCUUUGUGGUCUUCUAACUCCAUUCAAACAUCUAAAUGACACAUUCUAGCAUCAGUGUUCUUGUGCAAUAAAGCCAAAUGUAAAGACUAUUUAGAGUGUUCCCAAUAAAGUGGCUGUUAGUCUCCUCGAGUUGAGAAGUAGAAGAUGAUGUUGAAAAUGUUCCAAAAAUCCCAUAGCUAUUGUCAUUUCAUGUCAUUCUACCACUUAGGUGUGUUUUUGAAUAUUUCACUUUAUUUUGAGUGACUUCUUCAAUGAAUGAAAACAUAUUUUUUACACUUACAUUUUCCAAGUCAUCGGUACUCAAUUCAUGGUACAACUUGUGUUUAUUGAAUCUAUCCAAUGUGACCUGAGUUUUGCUUAAUUAUGUCAGGCAAUACAUUCAGGGUCACUGUUUAACCUUUAUCAAACCACUACAAUCGGCCAUUUGGUCAUAUCUCAGUCUUGUAGCAGGCUUUAUGUGAUGGAAUAUUGACGAUUGCAGAACCGAUAGGUUAACGAAAAACCAACAGGACAAACAUUAAGACUAGGUAUAGCCUUAUAAUAUCUGGGCUAAGAUCUAUUCUUCCUUGCGCUACUCAGAGUUUAGUAAAAAGGGAUUCAACGAGAGAGUUAAGAUAUGACAUGUACGACUGGAUUGUUUGAGAAAUAGCCAAUUAUCAAGCUAAUAAAAAGCUCUAUUAUUGUAAGAUAAAUGCCGAUGAGUCCCCCAGAUUAAGUUUCGGCGAUGUGUUCUGCCUAUUUUUUACUUCUGCCUGGAAUAUUUACCUGCAUGCAACAAGAGCCUAAUCAAACAUCAACGGGAAAUACCACUAGGACUCAAACCGGAAGCCAGAACCCUUCCGUUACCAGUAUCUCGUCCAAUCUAAUCUGAAGAUCAAUAUUCAGAUAUAUCUUCAAAAACUUUAAUGACUUAGAGAUGUUUAUACUGUAAACCACUGCUGGGUAAACCAGGCAGAAAAGGUAAUCAUAUAACUGACCAGUUGUCAGUGCUUAUCUUCCCUCUGUGUUACUUAGCAGCCUCUUUUUCUCGUUUUCUGUGUAUGCCAUGUACUGUAGUUCGGUGUGAUGGAUGGCACAUCUCUGUGACCUGGUGGUGUAGGCGUCACCGCGUGGUGGAGUGCUUACAAGUCCUGUUGAAACAUGGAUUGAGCUCCAGAGUGCUCUCCUCAGCACUGCACCACAGAGUAUAUCCAUUUAGCCACUUACUCUACCAUCAAUUAAGUGAAACCGAGAGUGAGAGUCCAGCUCACCAUUUCUGUGUUUCGCUCUACAAAGCUCAGCAGUAUUAAUUUCAAUGGAGAUUAAAUGUUUAAAAUUACUUUUCAGGAUUAGGUGAAUUGCAUUUUAUGAGAUGAGGAUGAAACCCACUGUAGUGAAUGUAACAAUAGGCGCUUUCACACCAAGUACUUUUCCUAGGAAUAGUUCCCGGAAUUAAUUCCCCGGAACUCUUUAGUUCCGGAACUAUCUAGUAGAUCGCGUUCACACCGGAAUAAGUCCCUGAGGGAGGAUUACGCAAAUGAAGCCGCUGACGUCAC